Haliotis rubra (blacklip abalone) is the source of this 3078-nucleotide messenger RNA. RefSeq names its product hemicentin-1-like. NCBI's taxonomy places the organism in Eukaryota, Metazoa, Mollusca, Gastropoda, Lepetellida, Haliotidae. Gene Ontology annotation, biological process: cell-cell adhesion. The transcript is spliced from 12 exons. Gene Ontology annotation, molecular function: cell adhesion molecule binding. The record is from RefSeq and is a predicted model, not a curated record. Gene Ontology annotation, cellular component: cell-cell junction. Bases 741 to 2723 code for a protein of 660 amino acids.
UUUCUUUUCCAUGUUUUCUUUUCACAUGUUUUGCGUGUAUCAUAUUGCCCCAGAAUAUGUUAAUAGAAAAGAAACCAAGGAUUUCACAUAUGUAGUGACAGAAAGACUGAACUCCAUGGAUUUGAUACUUUUGUUGUUUGCUAUACGCAAAUGUAUAUGUAAGUGUUUCAUUUAUUCAUUAUCAUGUUGUGAUAUGUUGUGAAACUCGAGAAAUCCCUCUCUAGUGCUUCAACAUUGGAGACUGGCAUAUUGAAGACUUCUACAAGUUUGUUUAGAGACUAGUCUUAGACACUAGUUCAAGUCACACAUUAAAUCUGCAGGUAUUCUGUAUGAAUGUAUACCGACUCUUGGUAAUUACAUCAAUGGGUAUAUAGCGUCUACACAGCCACAUUUUAAAGCACAUAUACAGACACUCAGACAAAUAGUAAGUGCACAUAUACCCUGUCGCCCAACACUAUAUAUGACUCACAACCUAGUUGAUUUGAGCAACAUGUAACCUGUAGUGAAUAUCCAGGUGUUCUGAAUGCCAUGUCUACACAGAUUACAAUCGACAAAGCUACACUGUCACCCAACUCCACAACCUGCUAAAUGUAUGUGUGACAUACGACCUACUUCUCUGAAUACCCGUCUGAAUGACACACAUCAAGCUGUACAUAUCCAGUUAGCAUAUCAACACAACCGGAAGUAUAAUUACAUACACUGUUCACCAGUGCUAGUAUCUAGUUUCACACACCACCAACAUGUCUGUACUGUACCUCCGUCUUAUCUUCACAGUUGGGACUCUACUGGUGGACAUUCCUCACAAACAACGGGUUUCUGCCCAGAGCUAUCAGCUGACGUCAUCAUGUGGAGGUUCUGUACAGGCAGGAGGGAGCUGUACCCUGAUGUGUUACACAGGAGACGCUUCACAUACAACUAUACAGUGGCAGAAUGGAACUUUAUUAUACAGCGUAAACCAGGGUAGCUGCAGCUCCACCUCCCCCUACCUCCCAGCUGACUACACCACCUCCUGCCCCAGCUCCACCAACUACACCCUCACCAUCAACAACGUCGUGUACGGCAGGGAUAGACUCGGCUGGAGGUGUGACUAUCAGUUUGGAGGCAGAGAGAGUAAUCAGAUACAGAUGGAUGUACUAGUUCCUCUGAACAGUGUUAGCCUUACUAGAACUACUACAUCUGUCACCUGCGCCGCUGUCUCCAAUCCACCGCCGUCAGUGACGCUGUACAGAGACGGAACCAGAGUGGCCACCAGCCCAGCAGCAGUAGAGGGAUACACUGGCUUGACAGCCACCAUCAACUACCAGCUGACAGACAACAGUAGGAACUCCCUGUACUACUGUCAGGCAUCAAAUACAGAGACGAGAGUGAACUCAUCAUAUUCCUUUCCUGACAUUGCUGUCAACAGUGUGUCACUAACAAACAUCACGUCAGCCAAUCAGGAAGUGGGAGCUGCUGAAGGUCAACCCUUGACCUUGACCUGUGUGGCAUCUGACAGUUACCCUGCUGCCACAAUCACGUGGUUCAAGAACAGUGUCCUGGUGGCAAGUGGGAUAUCCAUUGAUCAUAGACCACAAUCAGGCGUUGUCCAGACCACAAGUACAAUGACCUUCACUCCUGUCAGAGGUGACCUUGGUCAUACAGUCUACUGUCGCGCCACCAACAUCCACAACCCCUCCCCAGUGCAGUCUGACAGCGCCCGGAUAGGAGUGUGGUUCGGUCCAGAACAGGUUGAUGUGACAAAACCAGACAACUCUGUAGCUGUAGAGAACAGAAACCUGACAUUGACCUGUACUGCCUCCGCUUAUCCCAACGUGUCCUUCACCUGGGACUACAGUGAUGGAACACCUGUAGAUGGCAGCAGGGGGUCAGUGACAGGAUCUUCUACCUGGUGGUACCAGACUCUCACCUUCAUGCAAAAAAAAGACAAGACAACCGUGAGAUGUCAGGUCAGAAACACAAGGACUUUGACAACUAAGACUGGUUCUGUGUCACUGGAUGUCAAAUACCCCCCGCCUGUCCCUCCUUCCAUCACACAGUUUCCGGAUGUGAUGUUUGAAGGAGACCCACAGACAAUCAGCUGCUCGGUGACAGGAGGAAAUCCUCUAGCUACAAUCACGUGGUCCUGUCCUGGCACUGGAUCUGCAUUGGUCAGUGACAGUGGUCAAACCAGGACAUCUACUCUCUCCUUUACUGUCAGCAGGAGUCAACAUGGUCAACAGUGUCAGUGUCUGGGGACGUGGCAGUAUGGAGGAUACAACUACACUGAUGUCAGGACAUUCAACGUCAGCUGUCCCACUAGCACGGAACCACUUAAAGACCACUAUAACGUGACAGGUGUAAUAGCUGGAACCGCAAUAGGAACCCUAUUUCUUACCUUGCUGAUUGAAGGACUAGUUCUAACGGUACUCUACAGAAAGGGGCUCAGGUGUGGAAACGUCAUGAAAGGAUCUGCUUCAGCAAAAAGCACCAGAAAUCCGAAAAUUGAAGAAAUGGAAAACACAGGAUAUUCAUCCCUUGAUCACAUCAACAGUCCAGCUCAGUCCCCAACCACGGAUACAGAGGGUUCGGAAAGACAACAUUACACACAGCUGAAGGUGUAUGAGAAUACAAACGUUGAGGCCAAAGCAGAGGCAAGUACCUACGAAGACAUGACAGAGACGCCUCCUACACCAUACGAGUCCGUCAGCGCAUCUCCUUACCAGAACAGCGGCUCUCAACCUUGAGAUCCUCACUUUGGGAAUGCGGUGAAAAAACCAGCUGGCACAUGGAUGAAUAUGACUGCUUAAACUACCUUUUGUCCACAGUGAAGGACACCUUAUAAUGUGUUUUGAUCUAUAACAGAUGAGUUCACGGGAGGACAUGUAACAAUGAAGGAUUGACGUCCAAUCCAAAUGCGAGCGAUCUUAACUUAUAUUAAUCCAAUACAUUGCAGAUUUAAAACACAAAACAUAGCAAUAUCUUAUGUCACAUGACAUUGGAAUCUGACUGGUUGACACUAACUUUCUUGCACAACCUUGUGUUCAUAUUGAGGGAAUACCUUAUAAUGUUUAUUACGUGUGUUAAAUAUGAGUUCAUGUG